CCUCUCUCGCCCCCAUGUUCCAUCAAUCAUCUUGACACUUAUUUCCUCCAUUACUGUCACUUUGUCUCUUCGGUAUUUUGGCCUAGACGGAGCAUAUUCCGCCACAACAUCCCUCUCCCCUUUCUUUUCUUCACCUCUUUUGGCCUUUUCUGCUAAAUACUCCGCAUCUUCUUUCAGCUCCCACCGCCCUCGAUCAACUUCACACAGAAAACCUUCAGUUUUGAACUGGGUAUUGUGGGUUUUUCUUGAUAAAGUUAGAAGCUUGAAGAGAUUCUCAAUCAGUUUCUGUAAAGUUCUGAUCUUUGCUAGCUACCCAUUGUCAUUUCAUCAUUUCUUUUUCUAUUUCUCCUGCGGAUCUUGAUUUUCUUUUGUUGUAGGUUAUAAACAUGGAAACUUCUGGAAAGGCCACUGUCACUGAUGUGACUUCUAAAUUGGAUGUGCUACCCAAGGUUCAGGCCGUUGCUCAUCCAUUGGCCGAAGAUCCAUCAGAGAUAGCAUCCAAUAUCAGUUAUCAUUCUCAGUACAGCCCUCAUUUUUCGCUAUUCAAGUCUGAUCCAGAGCAAGCAUACUAUGCAACUGCUGAUAGUGUUCGCGACCGAUUGAUCAAACAAUGGAAUGAUACAUAUCUCCAUUACCACAAAGUGAAUCCAAAGCAAACCUACUACUUAUCCAUGGAGUAUCUCCAAGGAAGAGCUCUAUCAAAUGCAAUUGGAAACCUAGACGUUCAAGGCGCCUAUGCUGAUGCUCUGAACCAGCUUGGACACAAACUUGAGGAGGUUUCUGAGCAGGAGAAAGAUGCAGCACUGGGAAAUGGUGGGUUGGGAAGGCUUGCUUCUUGCUUUCUUGAUUCCAUGGCAACCUUAGAUUUGCCAGCUUGGGGUUAUGGUUUGAGAUACAAAUAUGGACUUUUCAAGCAACACAUCACGAAAGCUGGACAAGAGGAGGUUGCUGAAGAUUGGCUUGAGAAAUUCAGUCCCUGGGAAGUUGUAAGGCAUGACAUUGUCUUCCCUAUCAGAUUUUUUGGUGAGGUUCAGGUUGAUCCUAGUGGCUCGAGGAAAUGGGUUGGUGGGGAGGUCAUACAGGCAGUCGCAUAUGAUGUUCCAAUCCCUGGGUAUAAAACAAAGAACACUAAUAGUCUUAGACUUUGGGAAGCCAAAGCUAGUGCAGACGACUUAAACUUAUUUCAAUUCAAUGAAGGGCAAUAUGAGUCUGCUAUACAGCUUCAUUCUAAGGCUCACCAGAUUUGUGCUGUCCUUUAUCCUGGGGAUGCAACAGAAAGUGGAAAACUUUUAAGACUUAAACAACAAUUUUUGCUGUGUAGUGCGUCGCUUCAGGACAUCAUAUCCAGAUUUAAGGAGAGGAAUGAUGGGAAGGGUGCCCUUGAUUGGUCUUCCUUCCCCUCUAAAGUGGCAGUACAGCUGAAUGACACACAUCCAACACUCGCGAUUCCAGAGCUAAUGCGUUUAUUAAUGGAUGAUCAGGGUCUUGGAUGGGACGAAGCAUGGGAUAUAACCACUAGGACGAUUGCUUAUACGAAUCAUACAGUCCUUCCUGAAGCACUUGAAAAAUGGUCACAAGUAGUCAUGUGGAAACUCCUUCCACGACAUAUGGAAAUCAUUCAAGAAAUUGACAAGCGGUUUAUUGCAAUGGUACAAGCAGAGAACCCUAGUCUUGUGAGUAAGAUAUCUGGCAUGCGGAUUUUGGAUCAGAAUCCCGAGAAACCUGUUGUGCGCAUGGCUAACUUGUGUGUCAUCUCUUCACAUACAGUGAAUGGUGUUGCACAGCUACACAGUGAUAUUCUGAAGGCUGAAUUAUUCACCGACUAUGUCUCCAUCUGGCCCGCCAAAUUCCAGAACAAAACCAAUGGCAUAACACCACGCCGAUGGCUAAGGUUUUGCAACCCUGAGCUGAGUCAUAUCAUCACCAAGUGGUUAAAAACUGAUGAGUGGAUUACAAAUCUCGAUUUACUCGCUAAUCUGCGGCAGUUUGCAGAUGAUGAAGAACUCCAUGCUGAAUGGGAAAAAGCCAAGAUGGCGAACAAGCAGAGGUUGGCGGAGUACAUACUGCGAGUAACUGGCGUGAGCAUUGACCCGAAUACUCUGUUUGACAUACAAGUCAAGCGCAUCCAUGAAUACAAAAGGCAGCUUCUAAAUAUAUUGGGCGUAGUCUAUCGCUACAAGAAACUGAAGGAGAUGAGACCGGAAGAGCGUAAGAGUACAACAGCACGAACUGUCAUGAUUGGCGGGAAAGCAUUUGCAACCUAUACGAAUGCAAAACGAAUCAUCAAACUUGUGACAGAUGUUGGGGAUGUUGUGAACAGUGAUCCCGAGGUCAAUGCCCAUCUGAAGGUAGUUUUUGUACCCAAUUACAAUGUUUCAGUGGCAGAAAUACUUAUCCCGGGGAGUGAGCUCUCGCAGCACAUCAGUACAUCAGGCAUGGAGGCUAGUGGAACUAGCAAUAUGAAAUUCGCCCUCAACGGAUGCCUAAUCAUAGGAACACUGGAUGGGGCUAAUGUAGAAAUCAGAGAGGAAAUUGGGGAAGAAAAUUUUUUCCUUUUCGGUGCAAGAGCUGAAGAAGUGCCUCAUCUGCGCAAACAGAGAGAAAACGGUCAGUUUAAACCGGAUCCUCGGUUUGAAGAAGCAAAACAAUACAUAAGAAGUGGAGUAUUUGGGAGCUAUGAUUAUACUCAACUGCUCGACUCGUUGGAAGGGGAUUCGGGUUAUGGUCGUGGUGAUUACUUUCUUGUUGGUCACGACUUCCCAAGCUACCUUGACGCACAGUCAAGGGUUGACCAAGCUUACAAGGACAGGAGAAGAUGGAUAAAGAUGUCGAUACUAAGCACGGCGGGCUCUGGGAAGUUUAGCAGUGACCGAACCAUAUCUCAGUAUGCAAAUGAUAUUUGGAACAUUGGAGAGUGCUCUGUUCCAUGAUAUGCUCACUCUUCUUCUUCUUCUUCUUCUUCUAUACCCACUUUUUUAUCAGUCUGAAUGAAUAAUCACCAGAAUGUAUGCUGCUUUGCAUAUUCCUGUGUACAGUGUGGAUUUAAUAAAUCUCCCUAUGUUAAAAUGAUCUUUUUACAAAAGUCAUUUACUACACAUGCUCUGCAUAUUAUUCAUGUGUGUAUAGUUGUUUAGAGAACUGGUUUCAACAAAUAAAUGUCCAUUACUCAUUAGUAGCUAAUGCUGCUGGCUAAGGCUUUGUCUCGGAAUAACGUACGUGAUUAGCGUUCACAUUAAUAGAUAAUUUUGUAAUGG
Cuscuta campestris is the source of this 3254-nucleotide messenger RNA. NCBI's taxonomy places the organism in Eukaryota, Viridiplantae, Streptophyta, Magnoliopsida, Solanales, Convolvulaceae. The record is from the annotation of a GenBank genome assembly.